GCUCACUUUUCCCGCCCUUCACUAUUUUGUUCAUUGCACUGCAAUCUCUCCUCACCUCCGGACGGAAUGCGGUGAUUCUUCAUCCUCAUUUCUCCCUCGACGAUUUCCAGAGAGCAACUAAUCGGCGUCGAUCAAGCUGUAAGCAACUAGCUAUUCUUCAGAGUGAUCUUCUUAUUCACUCCAAAAAUUUAAGCCGUUCGGUUCUGGAGCCAUUUCUUCCCCCGAAAACCAGUCGUUGCUGCAAAAUCUAUUUGCACCAUCUUCAUCCACCCCGUUCCUUGUGACAACGAGAGAUUGGCACCAUUUCCACCUGUGAAACUGAAAACAAGAACUGAUGGAUGUGGCUAUUAUGUUGGAAGACGAAUAAAUCUUGCCACGCACGAAGAUUGUAUCAGCAACUGGUGUCUGUUUGAUUUUGUCACAGAAGAAAUAAAUGACGGAAGCGAAGGUUGGUUGGCAGCCAAAUUUACGAGAUGAUCCAUUGAGUGAUUGUCGGAGUUUUGGUAGCAAUUGUCAUCCAUCAAGCCAAUCAAGAAAGAUCUCAAUUGGAAUUAUGGUAGAGUCACCAACCAAUGGGAAAUGUAGAAGCACGAAGGAACUGAAAUCCAUGGUGCCAAAUGCAGAAGUUCUUUUUUCCCGUUUAGAAAAUUCCACAAAAGGGAAUUGGAAGGAGAAAGACACAAGGACCUUUGGUACUAAUGUUAAGUCAAAACUAUCAGAAGCUCCUCAACAAUGUACUUCACCAUGGGUUUCUACUCGAUCCCUUAAACGAAAUGCACCCCUUAUGGACAUUCCAAGUGGAGCAGAACGAAUGUUCCAUUCUCCGACGACUUGUGGGAGGCAGAACAAGGGUCAUGGAUUAAAGGAGCCACCAGCUACAUGUUCUGUUCGUUCAUUUGCAAACCAAAGCUCAAUGCUCAAGUCUGGAAAUAGCAAGGAGAAGAACUUCGAUGAGGCCAACUGCCAAAUGGAAGGAGUGAGGGAUACAACCAACGAGAAGCUGCAUGAGUUUGCAUUUGCAACCAUGACAGAGGUCCGGUCAGAUAAAAUGGUGAUUGAGGAUCAAGCAAAUAAAUCAGAAAAUAGAACUGAAACUUUGAAAAUGAAGCUUUGGGAGAUACUUGGAACUGUUUCUGUACCUAAUGAUCAACACUCGGAAUGUCAGAACCAUGAGCAAGAUGUCAAUCAAUUAAUAACUGAAGAAAUCGUUGUGCAGAAGCAUGAAAGAGCUGUCAGAUUCAAAAAUAAUUCGGAUACGAUAGAAACUGAUUCUGAAAACUCCGGUCAGACUUUGAAGAGGCCAAUAGUUCGUUCUAUAGCACGGAAAAGAUCUCACAUUUUUGUGCAGUCAAGAAAAUCUAAGACCCCUUCAGGCAACAAAGGGAAACAUCAAGAGGGAAAUGUUUUUAUCUUUGAAGGAGGGCCUGAAGACACUCAUGUUGCUAUCAAUGGGCCUUCGACAAUGUGUACAAGAAAGAAGAGUGGUGAAAAGAGUUUCAAAUUUCAGCCACGAAAAAUUUUAUUUCCUCAAAAGGAAGAGAAGAUGGGAACUUUUCCUAAACCGACAGGGAUUGAAGAACUGGCACCUCAAGAAAAACCCUCUUCUUUUAGGGAAGUUCAGGGUUUCCAUAGCUCCCCGGUUAACCAUGUAACUGUUGAAAAAGACGAACGGAAGGGAUUCAAUCAAUUUCCACAGAUGGACAAGACGGUGUCGCCAGGGAAUUUUCAUAGCCCAGCAGAUUAUGGUCAACAAGGAGGCAUUGACAAUGCAUUCCUGGAUAAGGAUGUAGACCCGCAGAGUCGUAUAGAAAGUCCAACAUUUAGAAUGAAGACGCCUGUCUGCAGUUCCCCUAGUUCAACUCCAAAAGCAGAUAAAGUAGUUUGUGAAUCUUCAAGUCCUGGCUCAGUAGGGGAAAUACUUUCUACGAGAAAUAUUUGUAGCUUCAGGAAGCUGCGGACUUCAGAAGAGGAUUGUGACAGAUCAAAUGUAAAACCACACUUUUCAGAAGAUGAUAAAGAGAUUGAGCAUUCUCCACUCGAGAAAGCAUCAGCUGAUUUAACAAAAGGAGCAGCAGAUUAUAGGUUGUCUGAUUCAUCAUCUGAGGACGCCAGCUAUGAAAGCUAUGCAGAAGGUGUAGAUUCAAGUCAAAGAGAUACACUCUCUCCAGAAAUCGGUUCCAUAAAGAAAUUCAAGUCUAUGCUUCGUCCAGCAAAGAGGGCCCGUAAUGUGGAAAACGAUGAAUUUGAUUUCAAUGGGCCUAGAGAAAGUAGUUGGGCUGAGGAAAUUUUAUUCCCCAACGAAGAGGAUGGGCUUGCAAGGGCUGCGAAACUGUUUCUCUCAGAACUUGAGAAGCUGAAAAGUAAAAUAUCAUCAAUAUCUAUUGAAAAAUCCUCAGAGGUUCUGUUGUCAGUUGCCGAGAGUAUUCAUUUGCAGUUGCAGAAUGUUGAGUCUCAAAUCCAAACGGACAUGGUAAAGCUGUUGAGCUUUGGUAAAUCAAGACGAAAAGAUCUAGAAACAAAGUUUGAAGAACAACAGCAACAAUUGAAUCGUAUUAAUAAAAAGUUCAAGGAGGAGGUUAAUCAGCAUCUCCAGGACUGUAGGAACUCACUACAAGAAUUGGAAGCGCAGCAGAUAGAGUUCAAGGGAAUUAUGGAAAAGAAAAAAGCAUCACACCGUAAUAAUCUCUUGCAAGUGGAAGAAGAAGUUGACAUGCAACUAAAGGAUGCACAAAGGAGAAUUGAAGCUAUCCACAAGUCGGGAAGAGGAAAGAUACUGCAGCUGAAACAAGCAAUAGCAAUGUGCUUGAAAUAGGAAUGUUUAAACUGAUCUACUUUGCACAGUUAGCGAGUUUGUCCAAGGCCCAGAGGGCCAUUUGCCCCGUAUAGAAUUCAUCAUUUUUUUUUUUUUCAUGUUCUAUCUUUUUCAGUUAGUGAUUUUGCUGUUUAUUUACGUUUUGUUCGUGCUAGCUGUCAGGUUAACCUAAUUUCCUAAAUGCUCUAAAAUUGUAUCGUCUGCCAUCCUUUUUACCAUCAUCUGCAUUCUCAACAAGCAUCCGUGCAACCUACAUCAUUAUUCUACGAAAUUAGUUAUUUUGAUGUUUGUUUGCUACACAAGGUCGUGCAUGGUCUGGUAAUUAUUGAAAGAAAAAUGCUUAGGGUCCGUUUGGAGGAAUGCAAGAUCCUCCUGAAAUGAAUCUGGGUUAUCUUGCUCGUUUUGGGUAAUGUGUCAAAUGUUCAAGUAUUCAGAGAGGCCCUUGGGGGCAUCUCAUCAAGAGCUGUUGAUGUUGAUAUAUGAAUUUUCAAAAUUCUUGUGUUGAGGGCAUUUUUCUGGCCCUUCCUUUUUAUUGUACGAAUAUAUAUAUCACUCA
Molecule: messenger RNA, 3368 nt
Organism: Benincasa hispida (wax gourd)
Lineage: Eukaryota; Viridiplantae; Streptophyta; Magnoliopsida; Cucurbitales; Cucurbitaceae
Product: meiosis-specific protein ASY3
Biological process (GO): meiotic cell cycle
Source: RefSeq, a predicted model, not a curated record